CUCGCCACCCCGCGCGCGCCCGGCUGCGCCCGACCCGGGGCCCGGAGUCCUACCUGCGCUGCUGCGGCCAGCUUCGGAGAGACCUGGGAACUCGCGCCGAGAGCCUGCGGGGGGCGAUGGGCCACUCCCGGGGCGCCCGCGGGGAGGUGGCGCGGUGAGCAUCCUCCGGCUUCGGAGCGGAGGUCCGUGCCUGCACCUGCGCGCGCCGGCUCCGAGUCCCGGACGCUGCGGCUCUCUCCGGUCUUCACAAGCUAAGAUAAUUUUUUGGAACUGCAGACAUUUUUGGCCCUCGCUACAAAUGGGAAUUUGGAGUUGCUCUGAAAUCCAUCCUGAAAUAAUUGUGCUUGACUGGAACCAAAUCUUAUGAAGUCACCAAGGAUGAGAGUCUCUGCUAAGUCAGUGUUGCUGUCACACUGGCUCCUUCUGGCCUAUGUGCUCAUGGUGUGCUGCAAGCUGAUGUCCGCCUCGAGCCAGCACCCCCGGGGCCACGCGGGUCACCACCAAAUCAAGCAAGGGACCUGUGAGGUGGUCGCUGUGCACAGGUGCUGUAACAAGAACCGCAUAGAAGAGCGAUCACAAACAGUCAAGUGCUCCUGCUUCCCAGGACAGGUUGCUGGCACAACUCGGGCUCAGCCUUCUUGUGUUGAAGCUUCCAUCGUGAUUCAGAAAUGGUGGUGUCACAUGAAUCCUUGCUUGGAAGGAGAGGAUUGCAAGGUGCUGCCAGAUUACUCAGGUUGGUCCUGUAGCAGUGGCAAUAAAGUCAAAACUACAAAGGUAACACGGUAGCAAAAAGAGUUGUGCUUGAUCCUGGAGGAGCGCCAGGAUGCAGAGGUCUCUUAUUUUGGAUUACUGUCCUGGCUGGUUUGUGGGAAAUCGUCUUGGAUUUCAGCAACAUCACAUUUGCCUAUGUGUGAGUUAAGGAGUGUCAUUUACUUAACUGUCUCAGCCCUCUCCGCUUCAUGAUUUUAUUACAUUGAAUUAUAGCCACGGGCUGCCAACAGUUCACAUCUGAUCUGGAUCCCAAGGACCAUACCUCCAAGAAACCCUGGAGGAACAAAGCAGAGACUUCAAAAUGGAUCUCCACUCCGGUCUUCCAUGUCUUUCUGCCUUCACAAAGGAAUGUGGACAGGUUCACAAGGUCCUUAUUCUGUUCCUCUUUUGAGCUUUUCCUUUAGACCUUGCAUUGAAGUGGUUUGAAGGGGGGGGGUCUCAGCACCAAAACAUUUUGGCAAAACUUAUUUGCAGAUGUAGAUUAAUGAACUCUAACUGGUGAAGAAAAUUUAUUUUAUAAAUAUUGAUGAAUAGACUUACUGGGGUUACUGUGUGUGUAUUUGUAUUUUUUGCUUUAGAGGAUUUAAAUGUUUGCAUUUUAAUGUUCUAUUAAUGUUCUAUCGUCAGGUUAGCAGAAAUAAAAUAACAUUUUAACUUCUUUGCACCUUUUUAUGGAGUGCUAAGGAAGUCUAUCUCAACUCCAAUAUUUUAUAAACCAAAGCUUGAUCAUGACAUAUUCACAAAAGAAAUAAAACCUGUUGGGAUUUUUAUGGCUUAGGUGUAGUUAUAAAGGUAAAUCAUUUAAAAUAUAAAACAGUCUCUGUUUAGAUCAAGGGUAAUUUCUGAGACCCAGUUUAUGUCAAUUAUAUUAAAAUAUUUUGUUAACUCUUAGAAAUGUUGUAUUUUUAGGGUGUAAAUGAUUUAUUCUUAGCUCUUUUCUCAUUUGUUAGUCAUUUCUUUAAAUGUAAGUAAAAUCUGAAUCAUUUUUUUUCUUGGUUUAAUGAUUUUGCAGCAGAUGUGUGUCCAUAUAGUCUCAGAUGCUGUCAUGCAGAAAUAUAUUACAGAUGAAAAGUGACUGACCCAGAUAUUAAAUGCAUAAUGUCAUUAAAACACAUACUACUGUAAUAUGGGAUAGAUUUUAUAUAUUAAGAAAUGCCAAAAACAUCUUUUCUGCACUGUUAAUUAUCCCUGUCCUUUCACAAUUAUUGGGAGGGGGGAAAAUAUUACUAUGACCUUUAUAGCAGUAACAAUCACAUCUACUUGAUUUUAGUUUUGCAAAAGGAAUGGAAAUAGGUGACACCCAUUUGUUGGCUUUGUUUGAAUUUGAUGGGAUGCUUACCAGAAUUAUUACUGUCCUAUUAGUAAGUAAAAAAUUCAUUCUGCUGAUGGUACAUAA
Molecule: messenger RNA, 2167 nt
Organism: Canis lupus familiaris (dog)
Lineage: Eukaryota; Metazoa; Chordata; Mammalia; Carnivora; Canidae
Gene: TAFA4
Product: TAFA chemokine like family member 4
Exons: 6
Coding region: 364-786 (140 amino acids)
Biological process (GO): macrophage chemotaxis; phagocytosis
Molecular function (GO): receptor ligand activity
Source: RefSeq, a predicted model, not a curated record